This is a messenger RNA of Thermothelomyces thermophilus ATCC 42464, 2512 nucleotides long. RefSeq lists its product as uncharacterized. The record is from RefSeq and is a predicted model, not a curated record. Bases 972 to 2489 code for a protein of 505 amino acids. The transcript is spliced from 3 exons. Lineage: Eukaryota; Fungi; Ascomycota; Sordariomycetes; Sordariales; Chaetomiaceae. Gene Ontology annotation, biological process: amine metabolic process. Gene Ontology annotation, molecular function: copper ion binding; primary methylamine oxidase activity; quinone binding.
ACGCGACGGAAACUACCUGAUUGACCGCGCGAUUUACCUCCGAUCUUGUUGAACACUCUGGUCCGAGAGGAGCUGUUCUUGAUUGACCAAUCUAGCCUCGAUCAGAAUUGAAUUUUUCUUUUUGACUUACUCUCUACUGCCUUCUUUUGGUUAUGUUCAAAUCGUUAUCCUUUAAUUACCUUAUCCUGGGGCCGACGCUGCUACCUCCUUUCAUCUCUUUAGCCCACGGAGUCACACCCUUCGUUUGCAUCGAAGUCCCGGCUUCGAACUCGCGAGUUUAAAGCUUCAAGAUCAGCACAAAUGAAUGGUCAUUCAAGUCCUCGCCAGGGGCCCGAGCCUCGGGCCCAUCCGCUAGGUCCUCUUACGGCACAGGAGAUUACUCAGACUGCGGCACUUAUUCGUGCAUGUUGGCCGGACAACAUCGAUUGCCACUUCAAGGUCGUGACUCUGCUCGAACCUCCCAAAGCUCAACUGGCCCCCUAUCUGGCUGCGGAACGAGAAGGGCAGGAUCCGGGCAGCAUAGACCGGCGGGCAUUCGUGGUCUACUAUCUCAGGGGAACACACAACCUCCACGAGGCGGUGGUGAACAUCACCACAGGCAGGGUCGAAGCCAAUGCCAAACUAGGCCCGUUUACGCAUCCAAACGGAGACGGAGAGGAGAUCAUCGCGGUAGAAAAGGCGUUGCUCGCGCACCCAGAGGUUCAAGCGGAAUUAGCCAAACUUCAACUCCCUCCCGGGACGGUGGUGGUGUCGGAUCCGUGGCUCUAUGGUACGACCACUGCGAGGCGAGGAUCUAAUAAGAGCUUAGGCUUCGCUGACGUUCUUGUGUAUCAGGUGCCGAUGGUGUCAAGGAGGGCAAGUUCUACGACGACAAGCGAGUCAUGCAGUGUUUCUUGUACAUGCGGGAUCCGCAGAACCCGUCCGAGCCGGACAGCUGCCAUUACGCCUUUCCUCUUCCCUUCUCCCCCGUCAUGGACCCCAUCACGCUGGAAUUGGUCCGCAUCGACUAUCUACCCACGGGGCACGAUGAGAAGGUGAAGCCCCCGGCUCCGUGGCAGCCGGCACCGCCUAGCGAGUACAUCCCCGAGGCUCAAACGCUGCGCAAGGACCUCAAGCCGCUGCGUGUCACGCAACCAGAAGCAGCGUCCUUCUCGGUCGAGCACUUCUCGGAGCUGGGCCGCCUGAUCCGUUGGCAGAAGUGGGACUUCAAGGUCGGCUUCAAUCAGCGGGAGGGCAUGGUCCUCUACGACGUGCACUACGACAACAAGCCCCUGUUCUACCGGCUCAGCCUGUCCGACAUGUGCAUCCCUUACGCCGACCCGCGGAACCCGUUCCAUCGCAAGGCGGCGUUCGACCUCGGAGACGUUGGGGCCGGCAUCAUGGCCAACAACCUGCAACUGGGUUGCGACUGCCUGGGCAGUAUUUACUACAUCGACGGAGUGCUGGUCAACGGCAAGGGAGAGCCUAUCCGCAUGCCCAACGUGAUAUGCGUCCAUGAGCAGGAUGCGGGCAUCCUGUGGAAGCACACCAACUACCGAACGAACCGGGCCGUCGUGGUCCGAAACCGCGAGUUGGUGCUGCAGACCAUCCUGACGGUGAGCAACUACGAGUACAUACUCUCUUUCGUCUUCAACACGGCGGGGGAUCUCGCCUAUGAGGCGCGGGCCACGGGGAUCUUGUCGACGCAGCCUGUCGACCGCGACCUAACCGCAACGCCGCAUCCGUUCGGCACCGUCGUGCACCCGGGAGUGCUCGGCGGAUUCCAUCAGCACUUCUUCAGCCUCCGGAUCGACCCCAUGAUUGCCGGGCACGGCAACUCGAUUGUGUACGACGAGGCGGUGCCAAUCCCGCGCGACCCAAAGCUCAACCCGCACGGCGUGGGAUACACGGUGCAGCGGACCGAGGUGGAAACGUCGGGCGGCUUCGACCUGGACACUACCAAGAACCGCACCUUCAAGAUCAUUAACCCGGCCGUGCACAACCCGGUCAACGGGGCGGCGGUCGGGUACAAGGUCGUGGUCCCACCCAUGCAGCCCAUCCUGGCCGACAGGGACAGCUUCCAUUACAGGCGCGCCGAGUUCACCGACCACAGCAUCUACGUCACCCGCUACGCGGACGGGGAGCUCUACGCCGGCGGCCUCUACACCAACCAGAGCCGCGGCGGGAACGGCGUGCGCAGCUGGGCCGACCGCAAGGACAGCCUCAAGGGAGGCGACCCGGUGCUCUGGGUCCAGUUCGGCAUCAACCACAUCCCGCGCGUCGAGGACUUCCCCGUCAUGCCCGCGGAGACGCUGCGGGUCACGUUGAGGCCGGUCAACUUCUUCGACCGGAACCCGGCCAUCGACGUGCCGCCCAGCAGGCAAGAGGUGAACCGAAGCGUGAGUCUGAACGAGCCGGGGGACGACGUACAAGAGAAUAUGAACGGGCUGUCCCUGGGAGGCGAGGGUGGGAGCCUGGGUUCUUGUUGCGCCUCUCACGGGAGCGUUUGACUGGGAAAAUGCGGCAGCACGGC